Molecule: messenger RNA, 1590 nt
Organism: Miniopterus natalensis
Lineage: Eukaryota; Metazoa; Chordata; Mammalia; Chiroptera; Miniopteridae
Gene: ZP4
Product: zona pellucida glycoprotein 4
Biological process (GO): prevention of polyspermy; binding of sperm to zona pellucida
Cellular component (GO): egg coat
Molecular function (GO): structural constituent of egg coat; acrosin binding
Source: RefSeq, a predicted model, not a curated record
AUGUGGCUGUGGCCCCUCUUGCUCUGUUUGCCCCUGUCUCUGGCCCUGAGUGGCCUGCGUGAGCCCGAGGUGCUGGAAGAUGAUGAUGAUCUUGACUGUGGGCCUCAGGGCCUCCGGUACACUGUCCACCCUCCUGACCAGGAGACAGAGACUCCCCAGGCACUGAUAGUGUGGGAUGACCAUGGGCUGCUGCACCUGUUGCAGAAUGACUCUGGCUGUGGCACCCAGGUGACGGAGGGCCCCGGCAGCUCCGUGGUGUUGGAGGCAGCCUACGGCAGCUGCUAUGUCAGCCAGUGGAACUCCUAUCACAUCAUGCCAGUCGGAGUCGAGGGGACAGACGCAGCCGGGCACAGGACAGUGGCCAAGACCAGGCUGCUCAGGUGUCCUGUGGGUCUCCCAGCCCUCACUGCUCCGGGUGCUGACCUGUGUGAGUCUGUCCCCCUGGGGGACAGGCUGCCCUGUGCUCCCGCACCCACCACACAAGGAGACUGCAAGGUGCUGGGCUGCUGCUACAACGCCAGUGGGAGGUCUUGUUACUAUGGAAACACAGUGACCUCACACUGUACCCAGGACGGCCACUUCUCCAUUGCUGUGGCCCUCAAUGUGACCUCGCCCCCACUGCUCUUGAACUCUGUGCACAUGGCCUUCAGCAACGACAGCGAAUGCGACCCUGUGAUGACAACACAAGCCUUUGCCCUGUUCCGGUUUCCAUUCACAGCCUGUGGUACUACCAGAUGGAUCGCUGGAGACCAGGCAGUGUACGAAAACGAGCUAGAGGCAGCCAGGGAGGUGAGAACCUGGAGCCGAGGUUCCAUCACCCGCGAAAGUACCUUCAGGCUCCGAGUCCACUGCACCUACACCAUAAGUAGCAACGCCCUCCCGGUCAAUGUCCAGGUUGUCCGUCCCCCACUGCCCGAGCCUGAGACCCAGCCUGGACCCCUCACUCUGGAACUUCAGAUUGCCAGAGACGAAAACUACAGCUCCUACUACAGUGCUGGUGACUACCCAGUGGUGAAGUUACUCCGGGACCCCAUUUAUGUGGAGGUCUCCGUCCGUCACAGAACCGACCCCAACCUCAGGCUGCUGCUCCAUCACUGUUGGGCCACACCCAGCCCAGACCCUCUGCAUCAGCCGCAGUGGCCCCUGCUGGUGAAGGGAUGCCCCUACACUGGAGACAACUACUGGACCCACCUGAUUCCUGUCCCAGAGGCCAGAAGUGUGGAGUUCCCCUCCCACUCCCAGCGCUUCAGCAUCUUCACCUUCAGCUUUGUGGACUCGGAGGCCCGACUAGUGCUCAGGGGACCGGUGUACUUGCACUGCAGUGUGUCCCUCUGCCAGCCUGCGGGGACACUGUCCUGUGUCACCUGUCCUGUGGCUAGGCGAAGGAGGAGCCCCGGCGUCCCCUCCGGGAGCAGCACUGCCGACGUUUCUAUCAGGGGCCCCAUGGUCCUCCUCCAGGCCCCGGAGGAGCCUUCAGAAAAGCUUCGGCCCCCUGCGGGCUCCCACGCUCUGUGGGUGGCAGGCCUCUCUGGGACCUUAGCUGUUGGAGUCUUGUUGGUGUCCUACCUGGCUAUCAAGAAGUGGAGAUGA